CAGUUUCGGAACGCGGUCUUUCUCAAUAAGUGUUGUUGGUUGCAUCUUCAAAUUAUUAUAUUGUUCAUCAGAAACGAAGACGAAAAAAAACACGCUAAAAUUAUUAUGUGGCAAUAUUGAAUUUGAAUUUUUUGUUUUUGAAAGUCAUAAAUUAUAUUAUUAGUUUUUAUAUUCGUAAUCUUAAAGUUGUGCGUUAUUGAUCUAUGAAGUUCAAUUUGGUUUUGUUGACAGUGUAGAGUUUUUUGUUGUUGUUUUUAAUUCUAUGUAAUUCCGUGGGUGUUGUUUCAUGUUUUGUUUUUGUUUUACGUGUGGUUUUUCUAGAUUUGGUGCAACUUGUUUUAUUUCGGUUCGUAAAACAUAAAAGACUAAGUGAGAAACACUAAAGUACAGACAUUGAAAGAGAUUCAAAUAAGAUAAACACUACAUAUCAGAAACUCUAUAAACAUGCAUCCGAGAAGUAGUAUUUGUGUCCUGGUUAUCCUGAUGGCUGCCCUUAUCUGCGAUCAAACAACAGCCCUGCCCAGCACCAGGGCGAAGAGGCAAGCUGCUGCUUCGGUAUCAGCUGCUGCCACAACAUCUCUAGAGGGACCAAAAUCCAACGACUUGAACCCUAUUGACUCACAGGAAGGAGACCUUAGUGAUGUUGAUAGAAAUAAGAGAAAAGUACCAGACGCUGCUUUUGAGGCUAAAAACGCUGUUCUUGGAUUUGUCUUUGGCAAAAUCGACAGUCUUUUGGACACCAAGACCCGAUUACUCGACCAACUCGAUAAGACCAACGUAGAAAAGAACAGGGAAUACAACAUUCAAUCCCCAGUACCAAUUCGUGAUUUCCAAACCCUCGUCUCAGCUGUUGUCUCACCCAAAAUCCGAGCUGUUGGCAAUCUAGCCAAUGACCUUACAACCGGAGUCCUUACCACAUUCACCGCCUUCAGUGGCGGUUCAUCAGGAAAUGGAAACGCCCAAGCCGGUCUUGGUAAUAUCGUUACGAAAAUCUUAGGUUUCUCCGGACCUAUCCUCCAAGGAUCAUCAGGAUCAACGACGGAAGUCGUCCCAGACUCCGAAGAAGAUAACUAUUAGACAAAAAAAAAGAAAAAGGGAAUUAAUUUAAAAAUUUAAAAACGCGGUUAUAAAUUAUAUACCCUCGUGGUUGUGUAUGAUAAUUAUAUAAAUAUUUUAUAUAGAAUUUCGAUUUUGUACCUAAAUUUACUUUUUGUUAGUAGAUUGUUUAUAAUUAUGUGUACUAUAAUUAUUAUGCUUAUGUAUUGAAUUUAUUAUUUUUUGUGUUUGCUUUGUUUUAUGUUUUAAUUUUUGUUUUGUUAAUUUAAAAAUGAAAAAGAAAACACAUUGUAAAUUUUUAAGAAGACUACAAAAAGACUCCUAGAAACAUAUAAAUGAUGAUUGUUUUCCUAGCUUAAGAAUAAUCCAAAUCCAAAUCCACAUAUCCCCAUGUGAAAUUUUGUAAAAACUAAUGGUGGAAAGUUAAUAUCAAAAAUACAACAUUCAACAUACACACAUUACAUUUUCAUUGUAAAAACAUAAUUAAAUCAAAAAAUCAUUUUGUUGGCUAAUUUUAUGCUAAAACAUUUAUCUAAUAGUUUUAAUAAACGAAAAGGAUUCAAAUUUAAAAAAAAA
This is a messenger RNA of Eupeodes corollae, 1632 nucleotides long. RefSeq lists its product as uncharacterized. Lineage: Eukaryota; Metazoa; Arthropoda; Insecta; Diptera; Syrphidae. Bases 445 to 1077 code for a protein of 210 amino acids. The record is from RefSeq and is a predicted model, not a curated record. The transcript has 4 exons.